This is a messenger RNA of Funneliformis geosporum, 492 nucleotides long. The record is from the annotation of a GenBank genome assembly. Lineage: Eukaryota; Fungi; Glomeromycota; Glomeromycetes; Glomerales; Glomeraceae.
AUGCCGCUUCCUUCUUUAUUAGCACAAUAUAUUGUAAGAACUGAGAUUAAAGUUAAUAAAUGUAAUUUAAAAACAUUUUGUAAGUCAUGUAUAGAAGUAUUAGGAGAAGAAAAAGGUCGUGAAAUAUGUAAUAACGCUUCUCAACCAACUUCUAUCGAACCUAUUUUGGAUAUUAAUAAUGAUCAAGAUUCCGAUAAUUUUAAUAAUUCAAGAAAUAUUACAAAUGAAGAAGCGGCAAUAUUAAUAGAAGAAGAACAUGAAAUAGUACAAGAUGAAUCAGAUAACGAAAUGGAUUUUCAAUUGGAAAAUGAGUUUAAUGAAUAUCUUCAAAAUUGGGCAGAAAUGCUAGAAGGGGAAAGCAUUUUCGAUGAAAAUGAUGAAGAUAUUUUUAAAGAUAAUAUUAUAGAUAAUAUUGUUCAUCCUGCUGUUGACUUAAAUGCUAAAUGGGAAUUGUUAACUCUUUUUAAAAAUGAGUUAAAUUUACCAUUCUAA